Molecule: messenger RNA, 1606 nt
Organism: Austrofundulus limnaeus
Lineage: Eukaryota; Metazoa; Chordata; Actinopteri; Cyprinodontiformes; Rivulidae
Gene: aqp7
Product: aquaporin 7
Exons: 7
Coding region: 176-1111 (311 amino acids)
Biological process (GO): glycerol transmembrane transport; water transport
Cellular component (GO): plasma membrane; basolateral plasma membrane
Molecular function (GO): glycerol channel activity; water channel activity; urea transmembrane transporter activity
Source: RefSeq, a predicted model, not a curated record
CCACAAACAGAGUGAGAUAGAAAGCAGAGGGAAACUUAAAGGGUCUUGCAUUAGGAAGGCUGUUUGCCAUGGAAAGCACUUCAUAAGUUCUUGGAGAGGGUCUGCCCUUGAAGACUUUUUUCUUUUUGACUGAAUCAAAAGCACAACUUUUGUCCACACAAGAAAAGGGGAAAAAAUGAAGGAACAGGGGGUCUCUCAGCGGAAGACAGUGGACGUAACCCGACCCAAAGUUUGGCUGAGGAAUGAACUUUUACGUGUCGGACUUGCUGAAUUCCUAUGCACAUAUGUGAUGAUGGCUCUGGGGAUGGGCUGUGUGGCGCAGGUGGUGACUGGACAGGGGGAAUUUGGAAACUUCCUCAGCAUCAACAUAGGUUUCGGGCUGGCUGUUGCUAUGGGGGUUCAUGUUGGAGGAAAUGUCUCAGGAGCUCAUAUGAACGGAGCUGUGUCGUUUACAAUGUGUGUGUUUGGACGCUUAGCGUGGAAGAGGCUGCCUCUGUAUAUUCUCGCCCAGCUGAUCGCAUCAUUUCUUGCAGCAGCAACAAUCUAUGGAGUCUAUUACGAGGCCAUAUCUGACUACAGUGGAGGAAACCUGACUGUAACUGGGCCAAAGGCCACAGCUGGCAUCUUUGCCACCUAUCCUGCACCAUACCUCUCCUUGAUGGGUGGAUUUAUUGACCAGGUCUUUGGCACAGCAAUGCUGCUUCUCUGCCUGAUGGCUCUGUCCGACCAGAGGAACAAACCAGCUGCUGGGGGCGGGGAACCUCUUGUGGUGGGGCUGGUGGUGGUCCUCAUUGGCAUGUCUCUGGGCAGCAACAGCGGCUACGCCAUCAACCCCACCCGAGACAUCGCUCCCAGGGUCUUCACGGCCAUCGCGGGCUGGGGAGUGGAUGUGUUCAGGUCUGGAAAUGGGUGGUGGUGGGUACCCCUUGUGGCUCCGCCCAUCGGAGGCGUGCUGGGAGCCGGGGUCUACAAGGCGUUUGUGGAGCUGCACCACCGGCCCCUGUCCGGGCAGGGGGAGGAAUCUAUCCCCCUGAAGAAAGAAGAAAACAACUGUGCUGAUAGAAAAGCAGCUGAAGAAGUGACCUUGAGAAGUGUUAUAAAUAAAAUAUAGCACAUCAACAUAUCACAUAGCRGUUUACAAAGUCAGGGACCUUCAGGAUCCUUGAAUUUUCAGGGACUAUAAAGAGUGGCWAACAACCCCCCAUAUAGUGCAAGGAUACUUUUGAAAAUAAACCCAAAGCAGGAGGAGCUGUGCUCCUCGCAGCAGGAAGGAGUCAGUGGACAUUCCCACCAAUCCUGUCAACAGCAGCCUGUGGACAAAAACAGUUAAAUAUCUUAUUUCUAAUCCAAAUCUGGAUGUUUGAUCAGGCAUGAGAUCACAAGAAGGAAAUGGAACAACAUGAAUAAAAGUGCUGUAGCUUGCAUCAGUUCAUAAAUACAGUAUUAAUUUAUUAUUUAAAGUACAAGUAGACAUGCUCAAUAUGUAUGCUAAAUGUGAAUAAUACUGCAGGUUGUGUCAGGUGCAUAAAGUAAGUGGUGACAGAGUUUAUGAGGUCUGCUGUAACUUUUGGUUUUCAUUACACUAACAUGACUGUUUCACACUGAG